This is a messenger RNA of Centrocercus urophasianus (Greater sage-grouse), 3021 nucleotides long. It is a transcript of the gene FRMD6, whose product is annotated as FERM domain containing 6. Bases 87 to 1982 code for a protein of 631 amino acids. The transcript is spliced from 13 exons. Gene Ontology annotation, cellular component: cytoplasmic side of apical plasma membrane; cytoskeleton. Gene Ontology annotation, biological process: positive regulation of hippo signaling. NCBI's taxonomy places the organism in Eukaryota, Metazoa, Chordata, Aves, Galliformes, Phasianidae. The record is from RefSeq and is a predicted model, not a curated record.
GGAUGGCGCCCGUGGGGACCGAGGCCGCCCCGUCCUGCCGGUGAGGUGCCCACUGCCCCCAGCCCAGCCCGGCCGUGCUGCCCACGAUGAACAAGCUGCCCUUCCACAACAACCGAGUCAUGCAGGACCGCCGCAGCGUGUGCAUCUUCCUCCCCAACGACGACUCCCUCAACAUCAUCAUCAACGUGAAGAUCCUAUGCCACGAGCUCCUCGUGCAGGUGUGUGACCUCCUGAGGCUGAAGGACUGCCACCUCUUUGGGCUCAGCGUCAUCCAGAACAAUGAGCACGUCUACAUGGACCUGGCCCAGAAACUCUACAAGUACUGCCCCAAGGAGUGGAAGAAGGAGGCCAGCAAGGUCAGCGGUGAGGUGUUGCAUGGAGAGAUGACGGCACUAAGGCCACCUCUGUCCCCGGCGCAGGGGAUCGACCAGUUUGGCCCCCCCAUGAUCAUCCACUUCCGAGUGCAGUACUACGUGGAGAACGGCCGGCUGAUCAGUGACCGCACAGCACGGUACUACUACUACUGGCACCUGCGCAAGCAAGUGCUGCACUCGCAGUGUGUGCUGCGAGAGGAAGCCUAUUUCCUGCUCACUGCCUUCGCCCUGCAAGCUGAUCUGGGAGAUUUCAAGCGCAACAAGCACUAUGGGAAGUACUUUGAGCCUGAAGCCUAUUUUCCUGCCUGGGUGGUGGCGAAGCGGGGCCGGGACUACAUCCUGAAGCACAUCCCCAACAUGCACAAGGAUCAGUUUGCCCUGACGGCCUCCGAAGCCCACCUUAAGUACAUCAAGGAGGCCGUGCGGCUGGACGACGUGGCCGUGCACUACUACAGGCUGUACAAGGACAAGAGGGAGGUGGAUGCAUCGCUGACACUGGGGCUGACGACGCGGGGCAUUCAGAUCUUCCAGAACCUGGACGAGGAGAAGCAGCUGCUCUAUGACUUCCCCUGGACCAACGUGGGCAAACUGGUGUUUGUGGGCAAGAAGUUUGAGAUCCUUCCAGACGGGCUGCCCUCGGCCAGGAAGCUCAUCUACUACACGGGCUGCCCGCUGCGCUCCCGCCACCUCCUGCAGCUGCUGAGCAGCAGCCACCGGCUGUACAUGAACCUGCAGCCCGUGCUGCGGCAGGUCCGCAGGCUGGAGGAGAACGAGGAGAAGAAGCAGUACCGCGAGUCGUACAUCAGCGACACUCUGGACCUGGAUAUGGAUCAGCUGGAGAAGCGUUCGCGUGCCAGCGGGAGCAGCGCCGGCAGCAUCCGGCACAAGCGCCUGUCCCGGCACUCCACUGCCAGCCACAGCAGCUCCCACACCUCGGGCAUCGAGGCUGACCCCAAACCCCGGGACGUGGGACCCGAGGACGCCGGCGUUCACCGCAAGCUGAAGACCUGCAGCUCCAUGACCAGCCACGGCAGCUCCCACACCUCCGGGGUGGAGAGCGGGGGCAAGGAGCGGCUGGAGGAGGAUCUGCAGGAUGACGAGAUCGAGAUGCUGGUGGAUGACCCGCGGGAGCUGGAGAGAGCCGGUGAGCUGGCGCUGGAGGUGAGCCCCGACAUGUGUGUGUACAUCACCGAGGACAUGCUGCUGUCACGCAAGUUCAACGGGCACUCAGGGCUGAUCGUAAAGGAGCUCAGCUCCUCCACCUCCAGCUCCUCAGAGACGGUGGUGAAGCUCCGUGGGCAGAGCACCGACUCCUUACCCCAGACGGCGUGCAGGAAACCCAAAACGUCGACGGAUCGGCACAGCCUGAGCCUGGACGACAUCCGGCUCUACCAGAAGGACUUCCUGCAGCUGGCAGACCUGUGCCAGGACACGGCGCAGAGCUUCACCUUUGGCUGCGGCCACGGCCUCGGCGACGACGGCCUUUAUUGCAACGGCUGCCUGGCCCGGCAGUGCCUCAACAUCCAGGAGGGCUUCCCCGCCAAACGGACCAGCAAAUACUUCUCACUGGACCUCACCCACGAUGAAGUCCCUGAGUUUGUCGUCUGAGGGCGGUGGGGACGGCACCGGCUGCUGCCCAGGGGGGUCCGGGCCCCACCGAGCCCCACUGUGGCCAACCCCGACCCUCCCUGCCAUGGGGACGGCCGAGCUCAGGGGGAUGGGGAUGGGUCCCUCAGCGUCCUUCUGCCUCUGGAAGUCGAUGUGUGUGCAUGAAUCGUCUUGUUUCACCUCGGGGAAGCACGAGGAGCUCAUCCGGCCGAAGCCAACCCGUGGUUUCCCAGUGGCAAAGAUGGGGAUCCUCCCCAUACCCGACCCCUGUCCUUAGCGUUGCCACUGUCUGCUGGGAAGAAAAUGCCAGACUGCUGCGUCCAAGUCAAGCCAAAGAGAUGUAAAUACCCCAAAGGCCAGUAUGGGAAGCGAGAAUCAAGCAAUAAGCACCAGGGAUGUCUGUGCAUGGGGGAGCAACGCUGGAGCCCGGCUCUGAGCAGUGCUGCUCGGGGGCUUCGUGGAGCUUUGUUGUACAAAAACAAAUCCAGAAACCAAAAACGCCCCCCAAAAAGGCAAAGGAGAGUGGAGAACGUCAUCUGUAAUAGUGUCACAAUAAUGCUUCCCGAUGCAUAGAAGCCACAUAUAUAAAUAUAUCAAAGUCCGUAUGUUUAUAUAUGUCUGGAUCUUACAGACCCACCUUCGUUGUAUUCCUGCUCCAAAAUACCUUUGUAGAAAGGAUAUACGCCUCUCUCCAGCCAAGCAUACAGACAAUCAUUUGUAUUCCAAAGCACCAAGGGGAGAAAAUGGACCUUCCCACUGAGGAGAGCACGUAUGCAACCGCAUUGGGAGCGCAGCUCUGCCCGCAGAGCUUUCUGUGCAUCCUUCAGCCUUUAUGGAUCCAGGAGUUCUGCUCAGCGGUGAUGUGUGCCCAGGAGGCAGCCGAGGUGUAACACUCAGUACAGGAGGGUGCGAUGCAAUGAUCACAGCACAAUGCCUUCUUAAUUGAGAUUUUUAAUCAGAGUUUAGCGAUCGACGGCCAAAGUUUUACCGUAUUUUGAUAUACCACCUUUUUCUUUUUUUCUUUUUUUUUUUUUAAACU